AAAACUCCCGAGGCCAAACACCCUCUCGCAGUUAUCUCAGAACUCUUUACGCCUCCCAACCCUAGGCCUGUCGAUGAAAUAAAAGACUACAUUUAUCUGGCGGGAUUUUUACUGUCUUGAGAAUGUUGUUACCCACUGCAAGACGGCGCAUUGGCGUCCCACAACUGCCUGGCGCUCGUCGCCGAGCUCUUCCUCCUCGUCGCAGCUUGAUCCCUGCCCCGCGCUCCAAUUCGGGCCCCCUCAUGGAGCGUCGAGCAGAUCGAGAAUUGCCGUCUGUCAACAGCGAGAGCCGCUGGCUCCGCACACUGCCACUCUUCGCGGUUGUUGUGGGCGCGGCUAUGCUGGGUAUAUUCAAUUAUCAGAAGUCAUCUUCAAGCGUGGUCAGCAGCACACUGUAUGCCCUGAGGACCUCGCCGAGAGCCCGUGAGAUUUUAGGGAAUGAGAUCUACUUCGCCCAAAAAAUCCCAUGGAUCAGUGGUGAGAUGAAUCAGCUACAUGGACGCAUUGACAUCUCAUUUUGGGUCAAGGGAACCAAAGGGCAAGGCAAGAUGAGGUUUCGGAGUAUUAGACCCAACCGCAUGAGCUAUUUUUGCACAGAAGAAUGGAGCCUGGAAACAGAAGACGGAACAGUGGUGCAACUCCUUGACAGUGAUAUCGACCCGUUUCGGCACAGCAACUAGGGAAAUAAUGCUGAGGUUGUGGCGUACAUUGUAUUUUCUAUGUGGUACACGGUGUCUGGGAAUCUUUAUUUGUAGAUAUUUUGAGAUCUAUGUGCAUUGUGCUCAGGCGUUCGGUCAUUGGAGGGCUUCUCUGUUCUUUCCUUCGCCACUCUUUCGGAUUUCGACAUCGAGGUUCAUAGCACGGCAGGAACGAUAUGGAAGCAGCAGUUUUGAGUGGAUGAAAGAGAUCUGAUCUGAUAUGGAUAUCAUUUACAUGUCAAAUAAAAAUGUCGCUCUAUGGAGGAAAAAAUAGUAUGGUGUUAUGGUACAU
Messenger RNA from Aspergillus brunneoviolaceus CBS 621.78, 990 nucleotides. Its product is annotated as cytochrome c oxidase assembly factor 1 family protein. NCBI's taxonomy places the organism in Eukaryota, Fungi, Ascomycota, Eurotiomycetes, Eurotiales, Aspergillaceae. The coding region runs from base 123 to 680 and encodes 185 amino acids. Gene Ontology annotation, biological process: mitochondrial respiratory chain complex IV assembly. The transcript has 2 exons. The record is from RefSeq and is a predicted model, not a curated record. Gene Ontology annotation, cellular component: mitochondrial inner membrane.